AGGUAGACUUUGCCCCAGAGAGGAACAACUGCUUCCUGGUUUUCACAGCAGAGUUUUGUUGACGGAAAACAAAUCGGGUUAUUGCAAUUAGUGAAAUGGAGCAAACAAAUAGCAGCACUGGCGAAGGACAUGAACUUCGCCCUCCUCCCUACAGCCCUUUGAACUAUGAUCAAAGCUCCUACACGGGAAUGACAUACCAGGUUGGCAAGGGAAACAUUGCAGUCAUCUCUCCUCCUGAGUCCUACAACAACAUGGUCCGUCCGGAGGACCCACCUGCAUUUGGAGGUGACCAGUAUGGUGGUCAGGCUCCGCCUCUAUACGCCAGCGAAUCAGAGGAGAUUGGUUUCAGUGUGGCUGCGAUACGGCGAGGUUUUGUGCGGAAAGUCUACCUGACCUUGAUGAUUCAGCUGCUGCUCACUGUUGGGAUCAUCUGCGCCUUUCUUUACUGGGACACACUGAAGACGUGGGUUCAUGAGAACAACUGGUUCUCCUACACCAUGAUGUCAGUGGUGGUGGUCCUUAUUCUGGUUUUGUCCUGCUGCGAUAACAUCCGUCGCCAAGUGCCCCUCAAUUUUAUAGCUCUGGGUUUGUUUACUGUUGCAGAGGGCCUGAUGCUUGGAUCUGUGGCAGCGUACUAUGACACCGAGGCAGUUCUGUGGGCUGUGGGCGCGACGGCUCUUGUUUCCUUUGGCAUGAGUCUAUUUGCCAUGCAGUCAAAGUGGGACUUUACCGCUGGAGCUGGGUGCUUGUGGAUGUUUGCCUGGUCCUUAUUUUCCUUCUUACUGAUGUGUGCCAUCAUCCGAUCACAGUUUCUCUACAUCUUCUACGCCUACCUGGGAACUGUGUUGUUUUCUUUAUACUUGGUGUUCGACACUCAGCUGAUUCUCGGGGGGAAACACAGGAAGUAUGAAAUCUCUCCCGAGGAGUACGUGUUUGCUGCUCUCAACCUCUACCUGGACAUCGUUACCUUGUUCCUCCUCCUGCUGCAAAUCAUUAACUUCUGUCGUUGAACUUAUUUUCUUCUUAUACAUUUUAUACACCUCAUAUUACAUGACGAAAGGUAGUUAUGUCACAUUUAAAUUCAAACAUUUGCAGUGUGGGUAUGAUGAAGCUUUUAUUAUGCAUCAGAAUUUUGAAAUAUUUUCCAGUCAUAUUGAAUACCGUAAGCUUUGCAACAUUAUUGAAGCUUUAAAUAUUUGUUGAUAUCCUAGUUUGUAUAUAAAUGGAUGUAAAAACUUAAAAAUAAAAUACAUUUCAUUCAAUGUGUUUUCUUUUUUAAACUUUUUUUUUGUUUGUUUGUGGUCUGGCUUGUGGCUUGCAAGUUUUUUUUAUAUCCAUGUUCAAAGAUCAAAAUACUAAAAAGAAAAAAACAAGCGCAAGGCAUCUGAUACAACUGAAUGUUUCAAAGCAGUGAUGACUAGAUACAUGGGAUAAAUCCUUGAUUUACAGUCAAACACUUUCUCACUCGGUUGGCUCAGACACUGAUAAAAAAAAAAAUUAAAAAUUCACUUCGCACUUAUAUAAUCACGUAGGAGGAACAUUUCAGGUAACCCUCUGAUCUAUUUAAUAUGGUGAAUUUGUAAAAAAAAAAGUAUACCUCACUUUUCUAGUGGGUUUUACACAUUAGAAAAUGUUUUUGCAAACAACAUCCAUUGAAAGUUUGUUGGUCUCGGCUCCAUCAGAGCAGUCUGUCCUCUGUGGCAUAGGCUGUGCUGCAUUUUCUCGUCUCAUUCUUGGGUCAUUCCUUCCCUUGAAACCAACUUCAUAGUAUUUUCAUAUUCAGGGCAUGUAGAGUGGUUGUUUUCACCUUUAAUAAUCUCACCGCCUUUUGCUGCACAGAAAUUUUAGGGGAAGUAAGAGCGCUCACUCUAUUUUUUUCCUUAGUUGCCAGUAAGUGGUGCCAAUUUGAUGCCACUCCUUUUGAAAGGGUGUUUUUUUUCCCUCC
Poeciliopsis prolifica (blackstripe livebearer) is the source of this 1945-nucleotide messenger RNA. RefSeq lists its product as uncharacterized. The transcript has 11 exons. The coding region runs from base 96 to 1010 and encodes 304 amino acids. Gene Ontology annotation, cellular component: membrane. The record is from RefSeq and is a predicted model, not a curated record. NCBI's taxonomy places the organism in Eukaryota, Metazoa, Chordata, Actinopteri, Cyprinodontiformes, Poeciliidae.